Messenger RNA from Leptidea sinapis, 3355 nucleotides. RefSeq names its product AP-1 complex subunit beta-1 (gene AP-1-2beta). Bases 288 to 3038 code for a protein of 916 amino acids. The transcript is spliced from 17 exons. Gene Ontology annotation, biological process: intracellular protein transport; vesicle-mediated transport. Gene Ontology annotation, molecular function: clathrin binding. Gene Ontology annotation, cellular component: clathrin adaptor complex; membrane coat. NCBI's taxonomy places the organism in Eukaryota, Metazoa, Arthropoda, Insecta, Lepidoptera, Pieridae. The record is from RefSeq and is a predicted model, not a curated record.
UCGAGUUUCGUUUCGAAACGCCCCUAAAGUCUAAACCCGAAGCCGAAGUACGGGAUUUCCAAUCUUAAAUUGAAAAUUGAAGUCAUUUACAGUAAUUUUUGUUUAAGAAUUUCAUUCUACUAUAGUCUUGAAAUUUAACUGGGUAUAAGCUAUUUUAAAAUAUUUAAAUUAAAACUUACUUGUAGAGCAUACCUGCAUGCAGGUUUACAUUUUAGCUACUAUUGAUUUAUCAGUUAAGUUAGGAAUAUUGACUUUGUAGUGCUCCUGAGAUUUAAAAUUCGGUUGAGAUGACAGACUCUAAAUACUUUACGACCACGAAGAAGGGAGAAAUUUUUGAGUUAAAGUCUGAACUCAACAGUGAUAAGAAAGAGAAAAAGAAAGAGGCUGUCAAGAAGGUCAUUGCUUCUAUGACUGUUGGUAAGGAUGUGUCAGCAUUAUUUCCGGAUGUUGUGAACUGCAUGCAAACUGACAAUCUUGAACUGAAGAAGCUGGUUUACCUGUAUCUUAUGAAUUAUGCUAAGUCUCAACCAGAUAUGGCCAUAAUGGCAGUAAACACUUUUGUCAAGGACUGUGAAGACUCCAAUCCGUUGAUCCGUGCAUUAGCUGUGAGAACCAUGGGCUGUAUAAGAGUCGAUAAGAUAACAGAGUAUUUGUGUGAGCCACUAAGGAAAUGUCUUAAAGAUGAGGAUCCAUAUGUACGCAAGACAGCCGCUGUUUGUGUUGCAAAGCUCUAUGACAUCUCGCCAAGUAUGGUGGAAGAUCAGGGUUUCUUGGAUCAACUUAAAGAUCUGCUCAGUGACUCCAAUCCAAUGGUUGUUGCAAAUGCAGUGGCAGCUCUUUCUGAGAUCAAUGAAGCAAGUGUUUCUGGACGUCCACUUGUUGUAAUGAACGCGCCGACCAUCAACAAGCUACUGACAGCGCUGAACGAGUGCACAGAGUGGGGACAGGUGUUCAUCCUGGAUGCGUUGUCCAACUAUAGUCCUUGGGACUCGCGCGAGGCCCACUCCAUCUGUGAGCGCAUCACGCCACGUUUGGCACACGCCAAUGCCGCUGUAGUUCUCUCCGCAGUGAAGGUUCUAAUGAAGCUACUGGAGAUGUUAUCUGAAGAAGAAGACCUGGUCACUACUUUGUCCAGGAAGCUCGCACCACCGCUGGUCACAUUGCUGAGUGCUGAACCCGAAGUGCAGUAUGUGGCACUGAGGAACAUCAACCUGGUGGUGCAGAAGCGACCUGAUAUACUCAAACACGAGAUGAAGGUGUUCUUCGUGAAAUACAACGACCCGAUCUACGUGAAGCUGGAGAAGUUGGACAUAAUGAUCCGACUGGCCUCGCAGGCGAACAUAGCACAGGUGCUUGGCGAGCUCAAGGAGUACGCGACUGAAGUGGACGUCGACUUUGUGAGGAAAGCCGUGCGCGCUAUUGGCCGGUGUGCUAUCAAGGUGGAGCCAUCUGCCGAGCGCUGUGUAUCAACACUGCUGGAGCUGAUCCAGACGAAGGUUAACUACGUGGUACAAGAGGCAAUCGUGGUUAUAAAGGACAUCUUCCGGAAAUACCCCAACAAGUACGAGAGCAUCAUCAGUACACUCUGUGAGAACUUGGACACUUUGGAUGAGCCGGAAGCUAGGGCUUCAAUGGUAUGGAUCGUGGGAGAGUACGCAGAGCGAAUAGACAAUGCUGACGAAUUAUUGGACUCAUUCCUGGAAGGAUUUCACGAUGAAAAUGCUCAGGUACAAUUACAAUUGCUUACUGCAGUUGUAAAGUUGUUCCUGAAGCGGCCAGCGGACACUCAGGCUCUCGUGCAACAUGUGCUCAGCUUGGCUACACAGGACUCUGACAACCCAGACCUUAGAGACCGCGGUUUUAUAUACUGGCGCCUUUUAUCCACGGACCCGGCCGCUGCCAAAGAAGUGGUUCUCGCUGACAAGCCACUCAUUUCUGAAGAGACAGACUUGCUGGAGCCGACUCUGCUGGACGAGCUCAUCUGCCACAUUAGCUCGCUGGCUUCCGUCUACCACAAACCGCCAACUGCGUUUGUUGAAGGUCGCGGCGCCGGCGUUCGCAAGUCGUUGCCGCCGCGCUCUGGUGAAGACCCACAACCGCCGCCAACUGUAAUACCUAAUCAGGAGUCUAUCAUCGGCGACCUCUUGUCUAUGGAUAUUGGUGCGCCCCCCGCCCCCGCCCCCGCUGCGCCCGUCGCCCCCGCUUCCAAUCUGGACCUGCUUGCGGGAGGACUCGACGUGCUCCUCGGCGGAGGAGAGUCAAGCGGAGCGGGAGCAGUGCCGCCGGUGGGCGGAACAGCCGGCCUGUUGGGAGACAUCUUUGGUGUGUCGGCACCUCCCGCCUGCUUCACGCCGCCCAAGCAGUGCUGGCUGCCUGCUGACAAGGGGAAAGGUCUUGAGGUGUGGGGCACAUUCAGCCGGCAGAACGGGCAGCCUCGCAUGGAGAUGACGUUCACCAACAAGGCAAUGCAGCCAAUGACCGGCUUCGCGAUACAACUCAACAAGAACAGUUUCGGCGUGUACCCGGGCGGCGCCCUGUGCGUGGGGGCCGUGGCGCCGGGCGCGAGGGCCGACGCCGCGCUGCCGCUGGCGGCGCCCGGGCCCGUGCAGCGUAUGGAGCCGCUCAACAACCUGCAGGUUGCGAUCAAGAACAACAUCGACGUGUUCUACUUCGCGUGCCUGAUCCCGGCCCACGUGCUGUUCGCGGAGGACGGUCAGCUCGACAAGCGCGUGUUCCUCACCACGUGGAAGGAGAUCCCGGCCGCCAACGAGGUGCAGCACACCAUCGCCAACGUGGCGGGCGCCGCCGACUCCAUCGCGCACAAGAUGACGCUCAACAACGUGUUCACCAUCGCCAAGAGGAACGUGGAGGGCCAGGACAUGCUCUACCAGUCGCUCAAGCUGAUCAACAACAUCUGGGUGCUGUUGGAGCUGAAGCUGCAGCCGGGGAACCCGGAAGCAACUCUCAGCCUCAAAUCCCGGACGGUUGAGGUCGCUACAUGCAUAUUCCAGGCUUAUGAAGCUAUACUAAAGUCGUAAUCUCAAGUUCUACUCCAGUUUUCGCUACUGAGUCAAUAGAUGGCGCAAAAUUCAAAAUGUAAUUUCGGUCAUUUUUCAUAAAUUUUUAUUUAGCGAGGGCCUGAUGUGUCGUCAUAUCAUACUUAAAAAAUUUUCAACAUCCAAAACAUGCUACCCGCAUGCUUAUAUUUGAAAUCAGUACCCAAAAUAACAUGUUAUAAGGAGCUUUAAGGUUUUUGUUUGUUAAAAAGUAUACAAAGUUGUAAGACUACUUGACUGUAAAUUCCAUUAGUUUAAAACUUUAUUUAUAUUAUAAGAUGUAUUAAGAUCUAUUGUUA